This is a messenger RNA of Phoenix dactylifera (date palm), 1561 nucleotides long. RefSeq names its product GDSL esterase/lipase At1g28570-like. The record is from RefSeq and is a predicted model, not a curated record. Gene Ontology annotation, molecular function: hydrolase activity, acting on ester bonds. NCBI's taxonomy places the organism in Eukaryota, Viridiplantae, Streptophyta, Magnoliopsida, Arecales, Arecaceae.
CAUCCGCGCUCUUAUAUCACCCACCUCCUCCACCCUUCUUAGCCACUCAAACCCGUCUGCCUUUCUUGAUGGCCUCCUCCACCUUCCGUCUCUUGCUUCAACUUUCUCUCCUCCUCGCCCUCCUCUUUCUCCAAAACGUCCACCCGGCCACCACCUCAUGCUACACCUCCAUCUUUAGCUUCGGGGACUCCCUCGCCGACACCGGAAACUUUCUCCACUACGCCAACCAGGGCCCGGAAGCCCGGCUUCCAUAUGGCGAGACUUACUUCCAACACCCCACCGGCCGGUUCUCCGACGGGCGACUCAUCAUUGACUUUAUUGCACAAGCCAUCGGAGUGCCGCUCGUGCCACCGUAUCUAGCAGGACCCGGCGAUCAUGGUUUCCGGCGUGGGGCGAACUUUGCGGUGGGAGGGGCGACGGCGCUGGACAACGACUUCUUCAGGGCUAGGGGUUUCGAUGUUUAUUGGACCGAGUACUCGUUGGCCACUCAGAUCGACUGGUUCAAGAAACUGCUGCCUUCGCUCUGCUCCUCCGACUCAGAAUGCGAAGGUAUCUUCAGCAGCUCCCUUUUCUUCUUGGGAGAGAUUGGAGGCAAUGAUUACAACGAGCCGUUUAUUCAAGGAAUAAGUGUGGACGAGAUUCGGACCUUUGUUCCCGAUGUCAUCUCUACCAUUACCUCGGCACUGAGAGUGUUGAUCGAACUUGGGGCGAAGACAUUGGUGGUUCCGGGUAACUUUCCGAUUGGAUGUGUCCCACUAUAUUUGAUGCACUUCCAAAGCCCAACAGCAGAAGAUUACGAUCCAGAAACGGGUUGUAUCAAAUGGUUAAACGAGUUCUCAGAGUACCACAAUCGCCUACUCCUGGAUGAACUCGGCAAGCUGCGUCGACUUUACCCACAUGUCGCCAUCGUCUAUGCCGACUAUUACGAAGCACUAUUGAGCAUCUUCCGAUCUCCACAUGAAUUUGGAUUCGAGAAACCUUUUGAUGCAUGCUGUGGAGGUGGCGGUGUCCAUAGUUGUUGUUCCAUACCCUGUGGAGAUGAAGGUGCUGCAGUCUGCAGCGAUCCAUCAAAGCACAUCAGCUGGGACGGAAUGCACCUAACGGAGGCGGCUUACAAGGCAAUUGCUCGUGGCUUAUUAGAAGGACCAUACACCGCUCCUCCCAUGAUCCGAGCAUGCCCGCACGUAGAGCAGCAUGUUGCUCUUCUCCGAAACGCUUCCAUCCGACCACCUGCGCAAGCUUACAGUGCUUCUGUUUAGUUAGAAUAAUAAUAGCAAUCACUGAAGUAAUGAUAAUAAAUAGAAGUAAUUGCAUUAAAAAAAUGCAGCACCGUUUUCCUGAAAAUGUAAAAAAGCUGAUGCCCAUUAGGUAUGAAAUCUUACACCUCGAAUAUAUAUUUAUCUACAGUGCAUAUCACACCUCAAAUAUUAGGUAUGCACUUUCCUUCUUGUGGUAGAUUAUUAAGAACAAUAUCUAUACACUGUUUGACAGGAAUCACUUGGCUGGUGUUUUCUCUUGUUGCUGUUCUUUAUUUAUGUAAAUGAUAAAUUGAUGGAACCAA